AUGACAGAGAAGCCUGUGAUCUCGCAAUUUAUGAGGGAUAAGGCCAGCCGAACAAGGCUAGCCAUCGAGUCCUUUUAUGCUCAAACAGUCACUCAGGCGGUUGAACGGGAUUCUCGGGCUAAAAAGCUUGAAGAGAAAAUGGCAGCAGAAGGUGAUGAAGAUGAAAAAGAAGAGCGACGAAAAGUGCAACAUUCGAAAGAAACCGAUUUCUUGCGUCUUAAAAGAACUCGGUUGGAAGUCACAGAUUUUGAAAGCCUGAAGGUGAUUGGACGCGGAGCGUUUGGCGAGGUCCGGCUUGUUCAAAAGAUCGACAGUGGCCAUAUAUAUGCAAUGAAGAUACUCCGAAAGAGUGAGAUGUUGGAGAAAGAACAAACUGCCCACGUCCGAGCUGAACGAGACAUUCUCUCUGAAGCUGAUUGCGAAUGGGUAGUGAAGAUGUAUUAUUCAUUCCAAGACUUUGCUAACUUGUACCUCGUUAUGGAGUUUCUACCAGGAGGUGAUAUGAUGACUCUACUAAUCAAGAAGGACACCCUCAGCGAAGAAGCAGCCCAAUUUUACAUCGCUGAAGCAGCGCUUGCGAUUCAGUUCAUCCACAAUCUGGACUUCAUUCAUCGUGACAUCAAGCCUGACAACCUUCUCCUGGAUGCCAGAGGUCACGUUAAAUUGUCGGACUUUGGAUUAUGUACGGGGCUGAAGAAAAUUCAUCGUACAGAGCAUUACAGGAACUGGCCUUCUCAGCUACCCCCUGAUUUUGUCUCGAAGCCAGUCGAAUCAAAGCGCAAGGCCGAAACGUGGAAGAAAAACCGCAGAGCAUAUGCGUAUUCCACCGUUGGUACUCCAGACUACAUUGCACCGGAAGUGUUUCAACCAAAUGGCUAUACAAAGAGUUGCGAUUGGUGGAGUCUUGGUGUCAUCUUGUAUGAGAUGCUCAUUGGCUACCCACCGUUCUGUUCCGAAACUCCCCAAGAGACAUAUCGUAAAGUCAUGAAUUGGCAACAAACACUAGUUUUCCCUCCAGAAAUGCCUAUCAGUGUUGACGCAAAAACGACGAUCAAGCGAUUUUGCUGUGAACCUGAGCGUCGAAUGGGUCACAAUGGGGGGCUGGAGGAGAUCAAACAGUGCAUAUUCUUCAGACGUAUCGAUUGGAACCAUAUCAGAGAGCGCCCUGCACCUAUUCGGGUAGAAGUGAAGAGUAUAGAUGAUACCAGCAACUUUGACGAUUUCCCAGACGUCGACCUCCGAUGGCCUGUUGUAACUGUGCCACCAAAACCAGAGGAACAACCUGGUCAUCGUGGAGAAUUCGUCGAUUUCACCUACAAACGAUUUGAUGGCCACACACAAAAGAUGCGCUACAGUGAAAUGCACAAAGUAUGUUUAUAUAUUUGUUAUUAUAUUUAA
Molecule: messenger RNA, 1398 nt
Organism: Haemonchus placei
Lineage: Eukaryota; Metazoa; Nematoda; Chromadorea; Rhabditida; Trichostrongylidae
Source: the annotation of a GenBank genome assembly